Molecule: messenger RNA, 14354 nt
Organism: Oncorhynchus masou masou (cherry salmon)
Lineage: Eukaryota; Metazoa; Chordata; Actinopteri; Salmoniformes; Salmonidae
Product: unconventional myosin-XVI-like
Biological process (GO): neuron projection morphogenesis; negative regulation of G1/S transition of mitotic cell cycle; phosphatidylinositol 3-kinase/protein kinase B signal transduction
Cellular component (GO): nucleoplasm; perinuclear region of cytoplasm; myosin complex
Molecular function (GO): protein phosphatase binding; ATP binding; cytoskeletal motor activity
Source: RefSeq, a predicted model, not a curated record
CCCGUGGACGGGCUCCUCCAUCCCUUGUUCCCCGUGGACGGGCUCCUCCAUCCCUUGUUCCCCGUGGACGGGCUCCUCCGGUUGUUUUCAGCUAUGUAACGUGUUUCGUCAGAACAUGGAGAUCGACCAGUGUCUGCUGGAGACUCUCCCGUUUGGCCAGCGGCAGCGGCUGGUCAGGAGAAUGCGCUGUGACCAAAUAAGGGCGUACUACGAGCGAGAGAACACCCUGCAGAAACCGGUAGGCGGAGUCAAGGUCAAAGCCCCGUCCACCAGCCACAGGAAGAGGCACCGCAUUUGCUUCAGCCUUGGUGAUGUCAUACAGGAUGCCAUCAUACGGCACGAUGACAAAGAAGUGCUGUGUCUGCUGAAGCAGGGAGCUGACCCCAACACUCCUAUCACCUCUGGAGGUUCUCUUCUACACCUGUGUGCUCGCCAUGACAACGUGUUUGCUGCAGAGGUUUUGAUUGAGCGAGGGCUUAACGUCAACAUGCAGGAUGAGGACCUCUGGACAGCCCUGCACGUGGCAUGUGUGUGUGACCACGCCGACAUGGUGCUGUUGCUAUUGCUGGCUGGGGUGAAUGUUCUACUGCAGGAUGUGAAUGGGAACAUUCCACUGGACUACACCACCGAGGGAACUGAGACCAGCUACAUCAUCCGAAAACACCUGGAGGAAAACGUUCCAGGUGGAGAUGUGCCGUCCAUGCACACCAUGCGUACGCAGAGGCCCAGCACCAUGUUGUCUGAUGUUAGACAACUGGUCUCCAGCAGGGGCAGUCUCAACUUACGCAACGAUGACGGGGUCACUCUGCUCCACAUAGCGUGUGCUAGCGGCUACAGAGAGGUGGUGUCCGUGCUGCUGGAGCACGGGGUGGACCCUCAGCCCUCCGACAACAGCUAUUGGACACCUCUCCACCUGGCUGCCAAAUAUGGACAGACAAGCAUCGUUAGCCAGCUGCUGAAGCACAGAGCAGAUCCAACUCUCCUAAACUGCAACCAAGACAAGCCCUCAGGUAUAGCAGCAUCCGACCCCAUCAUGAACAUGCUGCUGAGAGCAGAGGAAUGCUGGGUAGAGAGACUGAAGGACCCCUCUGUCCCACCGGCCCCUACAGACAAACGCUACGAUGGAGGCGAACACGACCACACCAUCCCCGUCAAGAACCUGACCCCCCUCUCCAUGCCCCUCUCUAAGAGGGACAGUCUGUUGGAGAAGUGUGCCAUGUUCAGGGAGUUGGGAGGGGGGCUGAGCAGAUAUCCUUCACAGGACAACGGUCUAGAUGGACCCACAGGACCCUGCAAACUGGAGCAGGUGAAGCUGAUGCCUCCGGCGCCUAAUGAUGACCUGGCAUCUCUCAGUGAGCUCACAGACAGCAGCCUGCUCUACGAGAUGCAGAAACGCUUUGGCAACGACCAGAUAUAUACCUACAUCGGACACAUUCUCCUCCUGGUCAAUCCGAACAAAGACCUCCCCAUCUACUCUACACUGGUGAGUCAGUUGUAUCUGAGUUCUUCAGGGCGUUUGUGCUCCUCUCUGCCUCCUCACAUCUUCUCCUCAGCAGAGAGGGCCUACCACAUGAUGCUGCAGGAGCGACGCCCACAAUGCUUCAUCCUCAGUGGGGAGAGUGGUUCUGGGAAGACGGAGGCCUGUAAACACAUAGUGAGACACCUGGCAGUGAGGUCCAACCCCAAAGGCUUCUCUCUUGAGCCCAGGAUGAAGCAAGUGAACUGUAUCCUGGAGGCGUUUGGUCAUGCCAGUACUCCUGUGAAUGACAACUCCAGUCGCUUCAUCAAACUCCUCAGCCUGCAGUACUGUGACAAGAGAAGGACACUACUCAGAGCGAGGAUAUACACGUACAUGCUAGAGAAGUCACGGGUGGUCCACCUGCCUAGUCAGCAACACAACUUCAACAUCUUCUACCUGAUGGCUGAAGGCUUGUCGCCUGAGGAGAAGUGUGCCCUGUACCUCAACAACGUCCUAGCUCACAGGUACCUGACAGCAGGAGUUCCAGCAGUAGAUUCCCCUCCUGUGGCCACUGCCUCAACUCAGAGUAGAGACCGUCUCACUGCAAUCAAACAGGCCCUCAGAGCACUGGGCUUCAAUAAACUGGAAGUGGACAGUGUGUUUAUGCUGCUGUCAGCAGUGCUGCAUGUUGGGGACCUGUGCUUCACAGCCCUGACAGACGCUGAGAUAGCCUACCCCUCUGACCUGCAGCUGCUGGAGCGAGUGUCUGGAAUGCUACAGGUGUGUUCUGAUGACCUGAGUACUGCCCUCACCUCUGAUGUGCAAUACUUCAAAGGUGAUGUCAUCACACGCCGCCACACGGUGGAGAUGUCAGAGAACUACAGAGACCAGCUGGCUAAGGCCGUGUACGGACGUCUCUUCAGCUUCCUAGUCAACAACAGUAACUACUACCUACAGGGACAGGACCACAGCACGGGAGAUCCAGCGCUUGAGAUUGGAAUCCUGGACAUCUUUGGAUUUGAGGAAUUCCAGAGUAAUGGAUUUGAGCAGCUGUGUGUGAACAUGACCAACGAGCGUGUGAGGCUGUACGUCUCAGAGGUGCUGUUCCAUCAGGAGCAGGCCGAGUGUCUACAGGAGGCCAUCGCCAUGGAGACGCUCCGGUCGCCCAGCAACCAACCUGCUGUUCUAGACUUCUUCCUGAAGCCUCAGGGUCUGCUGUCUGUGAUGGAUGAGGAGAGCCAGUCGCUGAGACCUACAGAACAGACUCUCUACAAGAGACUGCAGUCACACCUCGACAACACACCCACACAUGGUAUCUCCUUGACAACCAAGGACGGCAACGGCAACCCCCCGCCCAUAGAUCAGGGUCCUGCCUUCACUGUGAAACACUACACAGGCCAAAUGGCCUAUGACCUCACAGGAACACUGGUGAAGAACAAGGACUCCCUCCCCCAAAACCUGCUUCUUGUUCUGAAGUCCAGUGAGAGUGUGUUGGUGCAGCAGUUGUUCCAGUCCAAGCUGACCCAGACUGGGUCUCUGGUACCGGGCCAGGCCAGAAUGGCUCUGAGAGGGUCCAAAGCAGCCCUGCUCCUUCACAGGAUGUCAUCCCCCUCCAGCCUCUCCCCCGCAGGCCACAAGCCCCAGAGGUACCUGGACCUCACCAAGCUCUUGAAAAAGCAGGGAGCGACCUCUUUCCUGCAGAGGCUGGAGAGGUGUGGUCCAGUUACGGUCGCUGUGCAGCUGAGGAACGCUCUGUCAGAGGUGAUCAGUAAGCUACAGGCGUGCACCCCUCACUUUGUGGAGUGUGUACGUCCCAACAGCAGUGACAUGGCGGACAGCUUUGACAGUUGCUACGUGUCUACCCAGCUGCAGUACGUCGGGGUGCUGGAGAUGGUCCGGAUGAUCCGCUAUGGCUACCCUGUACGCCUGCCCUUCAACAGCUUCCUCACCAGGUACAGAGACCUAGUGGACACCACUCUAGCUGACAAGAAGAAGCUUUCAUCAGAGGAGAAAUGUUGCUUUGUUCUGCAGCAGUGCAAACUCCAAGGAUGGCAGAUGAGCAGCAGUAAGGUAUUUCUGAGGUACUGGCAAGCUGACCAGCUCAACGACCGCUGCCACCAACUACACAGGAAGAUCAUCAUCUGCCAGAAAGUGAUCCGUGGCUGGCUGGCCAGGCAGCGUGUGCGCCAUAGACUGUCGUCCCAGCCGACUGAGGACUGCAGUAUCCAGAGGUUCCUCCAGGGGGCAGAAGACCAGGGCCUGUGCACCUACGACCACCUGGUCAUCCAGAACGCCUCUGACAUCGCCCGCGAGAGCAACCACCAGCGCUGCCAUGGCAACGGGUCACACAGCAACAGUCCGCCCCUCGGUGAGAGGCCCGAGCCAGUUGGCGAAGAGGAGGACACCCCCAAAAGGGUUGUGGAGAAGAGGAGAAACCAAGACGGUUCUGUCAAUGGGGGGCGCCGGAAUAUCCGCCACUUCCGCUCCAACUCAGUGCCCAUCCCCCUGGCUAUAGAGAACUUGGUACAUUCCAGCUAUGGCCCAUCCAUCAGACCGGCCCUUCAACAGGCGGCCCAUACCACUGAGGAUGGGGGAGGCCUGGCAUCACCACGAAAACAGCCUCCCCCUAAACCCAAGCGGGACCCCAGCACUCGUCUGAGUGCGUCCUACGAGGCGGUCAGUGCCGGACUGACCCUGGGACCCCCGAGAGAGAGCCCCACUCCUGAGGGCUAUGGGUCCCCUGCAGAGAGCCCCCCCAAAACACAGCUGUCACCUACGGAUGCUCUCUCCAAGCCGCGACCCCACAGUGAUGACUACACAACCAUGAGGAAGGUGCCUCCUCCCAAGCCCAAGAGGAACCCCAACACCAAGCUCACUGGCUCCUAUGAAGAGAUCAACGCUGCCGGCUUUAACCUCCUCCAGCUCCGCCCCGCUGAUGUCAAACUGGCCCUGCUGUCCCGCACUGGAGGGCUAGGGGGUAUGGGGUGUCUGAGAGGGCUGAUACAGCGUGCAGCGUCUGUGGACGGCCCACAGGGGGCGACACUGAGCCUGCACCAUAACCAGGAUGAGGAGGAUGUGUACAUAGAGAUGGUGGGGGCUCAGGGCAGGAGUUACAGUCGGGGAGGGAGUUACCAGGACCCCCCCGACAGCCCCGAGCAGGGAGACACCGAGGCCGUCUACGAGGAGAUGAAAUACUUCCUGCCCGAGGAGGCGGGACUUCCUGUGGGAGGGGCAGUUGCUGCGGCGAAAGCAGCUGGGAAGCUGGAGGCGUUAGGGUUGAUGUUAGGAGGGUUAGGGUUGGGCUUGUCUCCCUCUCAGAGUGGAGAGGGGAAGAGGGCAGGGCUGGGGGGUGUAUCUACUACCAUGGAGGCCCAAACAUCUGCCGCCGGAGGAAACAGCAAGCCCCCUCAUAGUAAAGAAGGAGGGUGUGACAUCCCUGCACCAUUCCCCAACCUGCUCACCCACCGCCCCCCUCUCCUGGUGUUCCCCCCCUCCCCUGUCACCUGUUCCCCUGCGUCUGACGAGUCGCCCCUCACCCCUCUGGAGGUGAAGAAGCUGCCUGUGUUUGAGUCCAACCUGAACUACACCGGCCCAGACAGCCCCCUCUCACCUCAGUACUACCGCCAGCGCGCUGACUCCUCCCCCUCUCUUUCCGUCCUCCUCCCAGACAAGCCCAAUCCUCCCCUCACCCCUCCGCCUCCCCCUCCUCCCGCCAAUGCCCUGCCCCCCCCCUAUCGCCCCCCCCACUUUCCCUUCCCCCCAGAGUCCAGCAUACUCUCCCUUACCCGGGCUGCUUCUAUCACGGGUGGGGGCGGCUUGGACUCUCCCAAGCCCUCCUACGCCUCCUCGUCUCAUAGGGCUGCGGGGGACAAGCCCCCUCCCUACUCUCCGGCCAAGUCCACCCGCCCAGAGCCGCGCCGUGCCCACUCCUGCUCAUCCUCACCCCUUCUGUUCAACCCAGCCAACGGGAGACCCCUGACCAGCCCUCAGCCAGCCCUGGAUGAGCUCAACACCCUGUUCAGCUCUGGACGCAGCCUGCUCAAGAAGACCACUACAGGACGCAAGAUGAGGGAGGGAGGGUUCAACUCCAACAUCAACCUGCCAGGGAGAGAUGAGCUCCCAGGCUCCACCCCCUCCUCCCCGUCUCCACAGCUACAGGACAAGAACGCCAACAACCACGCCCCCCACUCCCCAAGCCACACCCCCGUAGAGAAUGGCAACCGGCUGUCUAAUGGUUCAAUGGAAGAUGAGGGUCACAUCAAGUCAAACUCCUCCAGCUCAUCGUCUCUGCACAGACAUAUGGACAGGCAUCACAUCCAGAGGGGUCAUCUCAACUUCUCCCCCUUCGGUGCAGGGGCUGCGCUCUAAGGCAGGGGGGUGCUGGGAGCACCCCUCAUGUUUAGGGACGAGGUGAUCCAACAUCUGCGUUGGUGUGGGGGAAACGCGGGUGCUGACCUGGGGGAGGGGCGGGCCGACUGGAGGACCCAACGGGACACCAACAGAACACUACGAAACCCGGACACUACGCUGGUCUGGGCCAAUAGGAGGUCCUCUCCAUAGUGGGAGGAUGACCGACUGACCACUCCUCUCCUCACACAUCCUCUCCUGUCUACACCCUGCCUCCUGCCCCUCCCUCCUGCCCAGGUCUGCCACCCCAUUGGUCAAAGGACAGGUCCAUCAGAGAGUGAGACAAUGCAUAAGAUAAGACAAUCCAACCGACAAGAGCAUUUACAAAGAAAGGAGGGAGAAAUGGAAUAGAGCAGCAAUCACAAUCCAUGUCCCUCCUUCCUCUCUCUCUCUGUCUCUCUCUCUGUCUCUCUCUCUCAGUCUCUCUCUCUCUCUCUCUCUCUCUCGCUCCCUCAUCUGAUAAUAGGAGGGGGCUUGGCGUGACAGAGCAGGGAUUGUAGAAGUUCUGUGAACAGGGACUCUCCUCCAGCUCAGAACCCAGCGAGGGAGCCUCGUCAUUGGGCUAGAUCUGUGCCUAUGUGCAGAACAGAGCAUGUGUAUACCCCCCUGUACAUAUCCUCUGUUGAAUCUCACUGGUCUGGUGUUCAGAACAGUCAUCAUCUCUAGGACCAGGAAGUUUUCCAGAUCAUGUGAUCUGAGCAGGUAAAACUCCUGUCUAGUCCUCUGAACUCCUUCAGGUAUCAGCUACCGCUUUAGCCUCGCACAGGCAACUAGGUGCUUCAGGUGCUUCUGUAACCCUGGCAACAAUAGAUCAGAGGUCAAGGAGACCCCAAGGUGCACUUCUUUCACCCCAUGCUAGCCACCAGCCUUUCACUUUAGCACAAAACUGUAUGGAAGAGCCACAACAAACACCAUACUGAGUGCAAAUAUGUACUGCCCCCACCGGCCCAGUGAUGGAUACUAAUCCCAGAAAACACGCUAAAAGUAUUACUGACUAGACAACACAAAAGCAAAGCUGUUUUGACAACGAUGGGGAUAGUAGCUAGUUCAUGUAGAAAGAACGCCAUUGGUCAGAAUGUAUCAAUGUUCUGUAAGGUUUUUACUGGCCUUAGUACCAUAUAACAGGAGGCCAGUCAAAACUCAGCUACAGAUAAUGUAUUUUACUGAUGAGUUCAUGUGUAAAGCACACAAACAGACUGAAUAGGGAACAGUGUAGAUCACCAACAAACAACUAUCUCUGGCAGUCCCUCAAUGUACUUCUUAUCUAGAUUUAUUUUACAAACAUCUCAUAGAAAUAAACUGUAGUUUCUUCAUAUUAGUACUUUCUUCAUAUUAGUGUCCCAUUCACACCAUAAUCGUUUGAUGUGUUACAUCUUAUGUAAAACAAUGUUAGGAGUCUACAAGUUUCUGUAGAAUUCAAGGCUGCAACUCAAGCACAACUGAGUUCUCAAGUAAAGCUACCCUCAACCUCCUCAUUCCCCCACCCUGUCUCCUCAUUACCCUCCCAACCUCAAUAAUAUCCCAUCAACGCCUCCAGGAUGCUGUAGGGGUUAGAGGGCGUUGCCAGGGUAACCUCCCUGUAAAUAAUGGCUGACGUUUAAUGUGGUUUUGACUAGAUGAGCUACAGCAUAUGUCAGAAUAGACUUUUCAUAGCAGGUUAGAAGAAUGUACGCAGCAGGUUAGGAGAAUUAGGUUGUUAGGAAAAGGGUUAGAGUUAGCUAAAAUGCUGUAUCCCAUCUAGCCAUGACCAUUUAAUGUCCAAAUGUUUUAUUUACUAUAGCAGAAGAGCACAGAAUUGGAAAGAUGGAAAGAGAAAAUUGUCGAUUUGGAAGAUAGUUUCAUGCAAUGACUGAGGCAAAGAGCAGAGGUUUAUUUUAUAAUGUGAAUACCUUUUUUUGCCAUAUGAUUGCCUAUUGAUAUGAAACUUCUUUAUACUGUAUUUAUCUUGUGUGUUUGUUUGUUUCCCUGUGACUCCAUUGUAAAACUGUUCCAGUGGAGAAAGACUGAUGUUUCCAUCAUUUAUUUGUCUGAUUGUUGUUAGGAUGUUAAAUUGCACAAUAUUGAUGUGUGGAGUGGUGUCCACAUCAUAAAAAAGUAGCUAAAGAUUUCCCUUUAACCACUGCUAUAGGAUCAAAUAUUUUCAACAUCCUCCUAAUGGUUAUCGUUAGGAUUGAGAGAAUGGUAAUCUGAUCCUAGAUCUGUGGUAAGGGGCACCUAACACUGGCCAUGGUAAAUUGGAUGGGUGUGUCUGUGCAAGCCAUUUGAUCAUAGAAGAUUGAUGUGACUGUAAAUCCCAGGAAGUAGCUCUGAUUGUUUUCUCAUGUACACUGAUCAUCCUCCAACACAUCUGAUUGAUCCUUUAAUAGGAAUUAGCAAUGCCAUCACAAGCUCUAUCUUGGUCGUUGACCGCACCGUGUGUGUGUGUGUGUGUGUGUGUGUGUGUGUGUGUGUGUGUGUGUGUGUGUGUGUGUGUGUGUGUGUGUGUGUGUGUGUGUGUGUGUGUGUGUGUGUGUGUGUGUGUGUGUGUGUGUGUGUGUGUGUGUGUGUGUGAUAAGAAACACUCAAUUUUAAACAGUAAUGAAGCUAGACAACAUCAGACACAGAUUAGGAGUGAGCCACUUAACCAGACAUGGCCAUGCCUGACCUUUGGUGGGGCAGGUGCUCAAAGCAACCCCACAGCCUCCACAAAGAUUAACCCUAAUUCCACUCUUCUACUGCUCCUGUAGACAAAUUCUAUUUGAAUAUAAAAUAUAAAAUAAGCUGUGAUUUUCUGCAACAGACGGUCCCUUCUCACACAUUGUAGGCUAAGAACGAUAGAACCAAAUAUGAAAAAGGGAUUUCAGUACUUGAAAUCAAGUAAAGACUAGUUCACUUGUUUUGACAACAUAGCCUACAUUAUAUAGCUGAAUCAUCUAGCCUACAUUAGAGAUGAUCAGCUCAUAUAGCCCACCCCAGUCGUGGUUCUAGCAGACACCUAUCCCUGACCAUGAGACAACACAUGCUAGCAACUCCAAAGUAACCUACUGCCGAUAUUCAUUUCAUACUCCAUACCUGGCACCUGUGGGUAGCUAGUUUGUGCAUGUGACAAAGAGUGGGGGAUGGGACUUUCAUCUUUCUUUUAAGAGUUUAUGAAAUGAUCUAGAUUGAUAGUCAAUUUGUUUCAUUUAAAGUUACAAGAGAGAAAAUAAACCAGAAUAAAUGAAUAAAAGUAAUUAGUUAUAAAAGAAAAUCGCCACUAAUCAAAAGGGCACUUUUUUCAUAGGAGGGCAAAAAGGCAGGUGCUCCAGGUCCACUAGGACUCUAUAUGGGUACGUCCCUGCAACCUUCUGAACACCCAAGCUCUGCAUUUUACUGACUGUGUAAUGUAUGGAUGGUACUGACAGUUAACAUUAUGUUUCUGACUGACAUCACCAAGAGGUAAAACAUAUAGUGAAAACAAUAGUGGUCCUAAAACGAAACCUUGAGGAACUACUAAAAUUUACAGUUGAUAUGUCAGAGGAAAAACCAUCCAGAGAGACAAACUGAUAUAUAUUUCCGACAGAUAAGAUCUAAACCAGGCCAGAACUUGUCCGUGUAAACCAAUUUCCAAUCUCUCCAAAAGAAUGUGGUGAUCGAUGGUAUCAAAAGCAGCAUUAAGGUCUAGGAGAAUAAGGACAGAUGCAGAGCCUCGGUCUCACGCCAUUCAUAGGUAAUUUACCACCUUCACAAGUGCAGGUUCAGUGCUAUGAUGGGGUCUAAAACCAGACUGAAGCAUUUUGUAUACAUUGUUUGUCUUCAGGAAGGCAAAGAGUUCCUGUGCAACAGCUUUCUCUAAAAUAUUUUUGAGAGGAAUGGGAGAUUCGAUAUAGGCCGCUAGUUUUUUUUUAUAUAUUCUGGAUCAAGGUUUGACUUUUCAAGAGAGGCUUUAUUACUGCCACUUUUAGUGAGUUUGCUACACAUCUGGUGGAUAAAGAGCCGUUUAUUAUGUUCAACAUAGUAGGGCCAAGCACAGGAAGCAGCUCUUUCAGUUGUUUAGUUGGAAUAGGGUCCAGUAUGCAGCUUGAAGGUUUAGAGGCCAUGAUUAUUUUCAGAAAUGUGUCAAGAGAUAUAGUACUAAAACCUUGAGUGUCUCCCUUGAUCCUAGGUCCUGGCAGAGUUGUGCAGACUCAGGACAACUGAGCUUUGGAGGAAUACGCAGAUUUAAGGAGGAGUCCGUAAUUUUCUUUCUAAUGACCAUGAUCGUUUCCUCAAAGAAGUUAAUGAAUUUAUCACUGCUAAAGUGAAAGCCAUCCUCUCUAGCUUUGCGACAGUAUCAAAAAUAGAUUUUGGAUUGUUCUUAUUUUCCUCAAUUAAGUUGGAAAAAUAGGAUGAUCGAGCAGCAGUGAGGGCUCUUCGAUACUGCACGGUACUGUCUUUCCAAGCUAGUCGGAAGACUUCCAGUUUGGUGUAGCGCCAUUUCCGUUCCAAUUUUCUAGAAGCUUGAUAAGAGGUCAGGUAUUUUCUGUAUACCAGAGAGCUAGUUUCUUAUAACAAAUGUUUUUUGUUUUCAGGGGCGCUACUGCAUCUAGGGUAUUACGCAAGGUUAAAUUUAGUUCCUUAGCUAGGUCGUUAUUCAGAUUUUUGUACUCUGACAUCCUUGGGUAGGUGGAGGGAGUCUGGAAGGGCAUCUAGGAAUCUUUGGGUUGUCCGAGAAUUUAUAGCACAACUUUUGAUGAUCCUUGGUUGGGGUCUGAGCAGAUUAUUUGUUGCGAUUGCAAACGUAAUCAAAUGGUGGUCUGAUAGUCCAGGAUUAUGAGGAAAAACAUCAAGAUCCACAAUAUUUAUUAGGUCCAGAAUAUGACUGUGGCAGUGAGUAUGUCCGGAGACAUGUUGGACCAAACCCACUGAGUCGAUGAUGGCUCCGAAAGCCUUUUGGAGUGGGUCUGUGGACUUUUCCAUGUGAAUAUUAAAGUCACUCAAAAUGAGAAUAUUAUCUGCUAUGACUAUAAGGUCCGAUAGGAAUUCAGAGAACUCUGUGAGGAAUGCUGUAUAUGGCCCAGGAGGCCUGUAAACAGUAGCUAUAAAAAGUGAUUGAGUAGGCUGCAUAGAUUUCAUGACUAGAAGCUCAAAAGACGAAAACGUCUGGGGUUUUUUGUAAAUUGAAUUUUGCUAUCAUAAAUGUUAGCAACACCCCUGCCUAGCGGGAUGUGCCGGGGAGUUGGUCACUAGUGUAACCAGGAGGUGAGGCCUCAUUUAACACAGUAAAUUCAUCAGGCUUAAGCCAUGUUUCAGUCAGACCAACCACAUCAAGAUUAUUAUCCGUGAUUAGUUCAUUGACUAUAACUGCCUUGGAAGUGAGGGAUCUUACAUUAAGUCGCCCUAUUUUGAGAUGUGAGGUAUCACAAUCUCUUUCAAUAAUGGCAGGAAUGGAGGUGGUCUUUAUCCCAGUGAGAUUGCUAAGGCGAACACUGCCAUGUUUAGUUUUGCCCAACCCAGGUCGAGGCACAGACACGAUCUCAAUGGGGAUAGCUGAGCUGACUACACUGACUGUGCUAGUGGCAGACUCCACUAAGCUGUCAGACUGGCUAACAGCCUGCUGCCUGGCCUGCACCCUAUCUCAUUGUGGAGCUAGGGGAGUUAGAGCCCUGUCUAUGUUCGUAGAUAAGAUGAGAGCACACCUCCAGCUAGGAUGGAGUCCGUCACUCCUCAACAGGCCAGGCUAUCUUUUGGGAGGGGCAGAAAACAGUUUCCAACCAGCAAUUGAGUUGUGAGACCCUGCUGUAGAGCUCAUCACUCCCCCCUAACUGGGAUAACUGGGAGGGGGCCAGAGACAGUUACUCGAUGCCGACAUCUUUCUAGCUGAUUUACACGCUGAAGCUGUGUUGCGCUUGGUGACGACGUGCCGACGUGGAUACCAAUAUCCCUAUACUCUCCACACUCGCCAGUUUUAGCUUAAGCCAGCACCAUCUUCAGAUUAGCCUUAACUUUGGUAGCCCUGCCCCCUGGUAAACAGUGUAUGAUUGCUGGAUGAUUCAUUUUAAGUUUAGUACUGUGGGUAAUGGAGUCGCCAAUGACUAGGGUUUUCAAUUUGUCAGAGCUAAUGGUGGGAAGCUUCGGCAUCUCAGACCCGGUAACGGGAGGAGUAGAGACCAGAGAAGACUUGGCCUCUGACUCUGACUCGCUGCUUAAUGGGGAGAACCGGUUGAAAGUUUAUGUCGGCUGAAUUAGCGACACCGGUUGAGCAUUCCUACAGCGUUUCCUUCCAGAAGCCAUGAGAAAGUUGUCUGGCUGCGGGGACAGUGCCAGGGGAUUUAUACUACUAUCUGUACUUACUGGUGGCACAGACGCUGUUUCAUCCUUUUCUACACUGAAAUGACCCUCUGCCUAACUAUUGCGUCUGAAGCUGGGCUUGUAGCACAGCUAUCCUCGCCGUAAGGUGAUCGUUCUCCUGUAUAUUAUGAGUACAGCAACUGCAAUUAGAAGGCAUCAUGUUAAUGUUACUAAUUAGCUUCGGCUGGUGGAGGUCCUGACGAACCAUGUCCAGAUAAAGCGUCCGGAGUGAAAAAGUUUAAUGAAAAAAGUCGAGCGAGGGAAAAACUAAAAAUAUAAAUGGUAUUUAAAAAGUAAAAACCGUAAAGUUGGCAGGUAGCAAAGUAUGGUUGGCAACAAAAUGCACAGCAACACGUAAACAAGUCUACAAGUUGUGACCAGAAAUGACAAAAAGAAAACUGUGUUCUACAUGUAUAUAUGACUAUCGGACAGAGUUUACACACACCUAUUACAUUGAGACAGUCCCAGUCAAUAGCAGUAUCAAAUCAAUAUUUAUUUUGGGUAUAGGAAGGUGUAGCACUCUUACUUCGAUGUGCUGAAGUCCACCACUAAACAGGGUUCCUCAUGUGUUUAUUAAUCCCAAACUACUAUGAAUUGUAAAGGCUGGUUUGAACUUGGUCUGAAGACAUGUCUGUAGACAAUUAGAAUGUGACAAGUGUUGCUGGUGAAAACAACUUUUCAUUUAUACUGGAAUGUCUGUAGAUUGUUGGUUCCCUUUUCGGGGACAGAUGAAGCAUGUUCAACUUUGACCCCGUCGCAGCGUCUGUUGACAUGUUUACCUUGCUGAGACAGCAACGAAACAGUGCACAAGUUCAACAAUUCUCCAGUAGAAUGCCUGCUUUUAUUUCGUCACGCUCAAAACAUUAAGCUGUUUUCUGUAAUUAGCUCGUAAAUAAUUGUAAAUAAUGGUCUUGUUGAUUUUAUUUUCCUGUAAUAAUGAAUAAGAAAUGUGCUGCAGUUAAGAUGUUGUCAGCUAUGAUCUGGUCAUUAUUUAAAUAAGAUAGAAACUAACCAAAACAUUGUUUAGAAAGCGUUUAAUUGCCUGGCUUGUCAGAUUAACGUGUACUAAAUGGAUGAGUGCUUCUACAUCUGCACUGCUUGCUGUUUGGGGUUUUAGGCUGGGUUUCUGUACAGCACUUUGUGACAUUGGCUGAUGUAAAAGGGGCUUUAUAAAUACAUUUGAUUGAUUGAUAAGUGUUAAAAUACAGCAGCUUUUUGGAGCAUCGGGCUGUGGUGUCUUGCAGCCUGUCUUUUUUGAGUUGAUUCUUUUUCAGAACGACAACUACAAGUUUGAUGUCGGAUGACAAUAGAAUGUUCAUUACGUCACUGGGACUGUCUGCAGACAUGUCGAUGGACCAACUGUAAACCAGCCUUAAAGUGAUGAAAACAUUAGGAGGAUGAAGAAGUAUGGCUAAUGUUGAAAGGCAUUUUAGACAGGAUAUUAGUGCUUUGUCUCCUUGCAUGAUCUGACCACUCAUCAUUGCCCUCCUGGGCUUGGGAGUUAACGCUUUACAAUGUGAAUAUCCUUUUAAGCUUUACACUGUGAACCACUGCACACAAUUUCACACUGCCGAUUCAGAUGUCAAUUCAGAUGUCAAUUCAGAUGUCAAUUCCGACUGCCAUUUCAUUCUGCCAUUUCACUCUGCCAUUUCACUCUGCCAUUUCUUCAAUGUGCUUGUCACCUUUCGAUGUUUCCCCUACCACAGCAACCUAAAAUACAGUACAAGCUACACACGUAUAUAUCCCCUCACACACACACACACACACACACACACACACACACACACACACACACACACACACACACACACACACACACACACACACACACACACAAUAUCCUCAAUGUGUGUCAUAUCCUCAAUGUCUGCCAUUUUUCAUUCAUAGUCAGAUAUCCCUUUAUCAUAAUGUUCCUAGAUCAGAUGUCUGGUGCUACAACCAGCGUAGAAUGGGCAUUGUGCUGUUCACAGUCCAUGUACAGUAUUCCAAUGACACUGUAUAUUUUAGUACAUGGGCAUAUCACUGCCUUGUUGUAAUGGUUGUUGUUGUUUUCCUGUCUCUUCCCACCCUUUUUGGAAAUUGCAUACAGUAUGUUUUACCUGCACACAUUGUGUGUAAAAAAUAACAAAAUAUUAUAUAUGUGUUGUAUCAUACUUUUUUUCAUAAAUACCUGUACAGCAAUAAAGCACAAUCGUGUCCA